Kluyveromyces lactis is the source of this 1074-nucleotide messenger RNA. RefSeq names its product U5 snRNP complex subunit AAR2 (gene AAR2). Gene Ontology annotation, biological process: spliceosomal tri-snRNP complex assembly. The transcript has a single exon. NCBI's taxonomy places the organism in Eukaryota, Fungi, Ascomycota, Saccharomycetes, Saccharomycetales, Saccharomycetaceae. The record is from RefSeq and is a predicted model, not a curated record. Bases 1 to 1074 code for a protein of 357 amino acids.
AUGAAUAUCUUUCUAGAUAACGUACCUGUUGGUACUACAAUAGGCAUUGAUUUGAACCAUUUCCAAUUACCAGCUUCACAACCGUUCCAUGGAUUCAAACAUAUACCGAAACAUGAGGGGAACACCGUUCAUAUCUUACAUUUCCAACGAGAUGAGAGUGGGAUAAGAUACGGGUACUGGAUUAACUCAGAUCGUCAAAAGUUCAUCAACUUCCAAUUCGAUCCAAUCAGGGAAAUAAUGGUACCUCAAUUGGAAAUUGACAACAACUCUGCUGUAAAUAAGUUCGAUAACUGCCAACAUUUGAUGGUAGAAUACCCAAGCAAUGAGUAUUCCGAGGAAUGGCAAGAAUUAGUGAAAUAUAUCCGCUGGAAGGAAGUUAGACUAUGGUGCGAAAGCGAAUUCAACAGCGAGUCAUAUGUAUACGUAGAUUCCUCAAUGACCAGCAUGGAAGAAGCCAACAUGCUUCAGAAAAGGGUUGGUGAUGUUAGACACAAUAUGAUAUUGGCACCAACAGAUGAGAUCACGUUUCGAUAUACUCCAAUUCGAUUCAAGGACCCUGAAUCGAUGAGGCCCGAAUUCAAGAUGCAAGACUUUCUCGAUAAAUCGUGGUAUCUAAUGCAAGUGAUACUAAUAAAAUAUCAUUACUCAAAUUUGAAAUCAUUAUUCGGAGAACUACAAUUCAGUUACUUGAACAGCAUAUUGUUCGCCAACUAUGGAUCCAGUUUACAAUGGCAUAACAUAAUUGAACUAGUCUGCUUCAGCGAUUGCCUUACAGAAGGAAAGUAUAAAGAGAUUAUGGAACAAUUGGAUAGUUUGUUAUGCACGCAGAUGAAGAGAAUACCGGAAGAAUAUCGAGAAUUUCUCAUCAACAUAGAACUUUUGCAAAAAUGUGUCAGGCGCAGUAAAGUGCCAUUACCAUCUUGGAAGACGUUAAUCCAGGAACAAUUCCUCAAUGAGACGUAUAUUGAAGAAGAAGAUCAAGACCACGAAGGUAGCUACAACGAAGAUGACAACGAAGACGAAAACGAAUAUGCACCAGCGAUAGCAUCCCAGGUGGUAUACACUAGCAGAUAA